GCACUGCCCGCGGGAGCCGCCGCCGCCGCCGCCGCGCCCGCCAUGGACGUCCGCCUGUACCCCUCGGCGCCCGCGGUGGGCGCGCGGCCCGGGUCCGAGCCGGCCGGCCUGGCGCACCUGGACUAUUACCACUGCGGCAAGUUUGAUGGUGACGGUGCCUCCGUGGGGAUGAGUGACGGAAGCCCGGAGCUCCUAGCAACCAGCCAGAACUACAACAGCCAGAGCGAGAGCAACGAGGACUAUGAGAUCCCCCCAAUAACGCCCCCCAACCUCCCCGAGCCGUCGCUCCUGCACCUGGGGGACCACGAGGCCAGUUACCACUCGCUGUGCCACGGCCUGACACCCAACGGCCUGCUCCCUGCCUAUCCCUACCAGGCCAUGGACCUGCCGGCCAUCAUGGUGUCCAACAUGCUGGCCCAGGACGGCCACCUGCUCUCCGGCCAGCUGCCCACGAUCCAGGAGAUGGUGCACUCGGACAUGGGCACCUACGACUCAGGCCGGCCGGGGCCGUUGCUGGGCCGCCCAGCCAUGCUCAGCGGACCCAUGAGCGCCCUGGGCCAGUCACAGCUCAUCUCGCAGAUGGGCCUCCGGACCAGCGUCCCGCAUGGCUCCCCGUCGCCCCCUGGGAGCAAGUCCGCCACCCCGUCGCCCUCCAGCUCUACCCAGGAGGAGGACUCGGAAGCUCAUUUCAAGAUCUCAGGAGAGAAGAGACCCUCCACGGACCCAGGGAAAAAGGCCAAGAACCCAAAGAAGAAGAAGAAGAAGGACCCCAACGAGCCACAGAAGCCCGUGUCCGCCUACGCCCUCUUCUUCAGGGACACUCAGGCGGCCAUCAAGGGACAGAACCCCAGCGCCACCUUUGGGGACGUGUCCAAAAUCGUGGCGUCCAUGUGGGAUAGUUUGGGAGAGGAGCAGAAGCAGGCCUACAAGAGGAAAACCGAAGCGGCCAAGAAGGAGUAUCUGAAGGCACUGGCCGCCUACAGGGCCAGCCUCGUCUCCAAGAGCUCUCCAGACCAGGCAGAGACCAAGAGCACCCAGGCCAACCCGCCCGCCAAGAUGCUGCCUCCGAAGCAGCCCCUGUACGCCGUGCCCGGCCUGGCUCCCUUCCUCACACCAUCGGAGCUGCAGGCCUUCUGCGGCGGGGCCUCUCCCGCCAGCCUCGCCCGGACCCUCGGCUCCAAGUCGCUGCUGCCGGGCCUCAGUGCCUCCCCGCCGCCCCCCUCCUUCCCGCUCAGCCCCCCGCUGCACCAGCAGCUGCCCCUACCCCCCCACGCACAGGGCGCCCUCCUCAGCCCCCCUGUCAGCAUGUCCCCGGCCCCGCAGCCCCCAGUCCUGCCCGCCCCCAUGGCACUCCAGGUGCAGCUGGCCAUGAGCCCGUCGCCCCCAGGGCCCCAGGACUUUCCUCACCUCCCAGAGUUCCCCAGCAGCUCGGGGUCCCGCUCCCCUGGCCCGGCGAACCCCACGAGCAGCGGAGACUGGGACAGCAGUUACCCCAGCGGGGAGUGUGGCGUCAGCACCUGCAGCCUGCUCCCCAGGGAGAAAUCGCUCUACCUCACCUAAGGCAGCAGCUCUCGGCCCUGAGGCUCGCAGGAAGGGAUCCGGGACCCCCGGGGG
Messenger RNA from Sorex fumeus (smoky shrew), 1614 nucleotides. It is a transcript of the gene TOX2, whose product is annotated as TOX high mobility group box family member 2. Bases 43 to 1560 code for a protein of 505 amino acids. Gene Ontology annotation, molecular function: chromatin DNA binding. Gene Ontology annotation, biological process: regulation of transcription by RNA polymerase II. The record is from RefSeq and is a predicted model, not a curated record. Lineage: Eukaryota; Metazoa; Chordata; Mammalia; Eulipotyphla; Soricidae. Gene Ontology annotation, cellular component: nucleus. The transcript has 9 exons.